GGUGGGGCCCAUGUUUCUUCGCGAACGUAGUGACCACGAGUCACUGUAAGAGUUUGUCAUGCUUCAAACUGCGUUCGUGUGCGACUGACCGCGUGAGUCUGGGGAGUACCUCAAAGGACGGACUUGCUUCAGAGAACGUGGAGUCUCGGAGUUUCGGAGCUUAUUGUCAUUCGAAAGCGGAGAGAUUGUGAACUACGAUCGGAGGUGUAUCGUCGUGAGGCCUGUCAAUUGGCUUCAAUUUUGUGGAUUGUGCGGAAGGCGUGAUUUGUGUUUGUAGUAGAGGAGGCUGUCACCGUUCGGCCGCAGGAGAGUGUUUCUACCAGACGGCCGAGGAUUGCCUCGGCAGAAGGGGAUGUUGGCGAAUUGGAUGUUUUGCUGCCAUCCUUCUGUUUCGUGAUCCGACUUAGAUUUUGUGGAUUCUUCUCUUUCGUCGAGUGUGUCGGGACUGAGGGAUUUUACCAAGUCGGGCGCAUCGGUCGACCUUUCAUCAUGUCGACGCUUGCGGCAGCCAGGGCUGAUAACUUUUACUACCCACCAGAAUGGACUCCCGAUCAGGGAGGUCUCAACAAAUUCCAUGGGCAGCAUGCUUUACGCGAGAGGGCGAAAAAGAUCGAUCAGGGCAUUCUGGUCAUCAGAUUCGAGAUGCCCUACAACAUCUGGUGUGGUGGGUGCCAAUCUAUGAUAGCCAAAGGGGUGCGGUUCAAUGCAGAAAAGAAGCAAGUGGGAAAUUACUAUUCGACGAAGAUAUGGAGCUUCAAAAUGAAAGCAGCUUGCUGCAAGCAGGAGAUCGAGAUCCAAACAGACCCAAAGAAUUGUGAAUAUCUUGUCAUCAGUGGGGCAGUAAAAAAGACUGAGGACUACGAUGAAGUUGAGGCCGAAACAAUGCUUCUUCCUGAACAAGGAGAUAGAGAUAAGCUUGUGGACCCCAUGUAUAAGUUGGAACACAUGGGAGCAGAUAUACAGAAAGGGAAGGAGAAAGAGCCUCUCUUGAUUAGAUUACAACGUGAUGCUGAUUUGAAACACGGUGACGACUACUCUCGUAAUAAAGCACUUCGUGCACAGUUGAGGUCUCAAAAGAAACGGGUGGCCGAAGAAGAAGCGGAGGCAAAGAAGAUGGGUCUGGGAAUCAGGUUGUUGCCUGUCUCUCAAGUAGAUUUGGAUAUGGCAGCCCAAGUAAAGUUUGCGCACAAGUUUGACAAGAAUAGACGAAACAAGAGGGCUGAGAUCCAAGCAUCGUCAAUUUUUGCUCCUAGUCGCAAGGAGGUGAGUGAUACGACGAAAGGUCAUUGUGGCACUAGUGUGAAUAGCAAGUUGCAGCUCCUUGCCAAGAGAAGGAAUAUGAAUGUGCUUGGAGUUAGAGACCUAACGAUUGGCAAGAUAAGAUUAUCUUCUAAGUCGAAUAGGGACAAAACACUGGAAAAGUCGUAUGUUAGAAUCAAACCAUCUUCUUGACUAGGGAGAGUUAUACAGCAAACUCAAAUUUCAUCAUUUAUCUAGGUUUCCUUCAUUUGUACAGUACUAAGAAAACACUCUGGAUCACCUGAUCUACUUAGUAGAUUACUCUGGGCCCUGUCAGUGGGCCGCUUCAUUUUGGCCGCAGAUUUUUGUUAAAGAGCACGGCAUAAAGAUCAGAGUAAAGAACUGAGUGCACAUGAAAUCCACUUAAAGGUUUUCCAAACAGGGGCACAGUCUCUGUAAUUCGAUUUUUGUCCAAAGCGGCAUAUGUAAAGCAAGAUUUUGGCGAGUACCAACUUAGAAAUUGUGGUUGGACUGAACCUACAGUAUAUAAUACAAGGAUCUUUUGGCCACUGUGAAGCUUUCACAGUUUUUUAGUAGUUUCCACUGCUUCGAAAACCUUGUGCCCUAAGGACAAUACGUAAAAGUUGUACGGUCCUAUGAACUUUGAUACAAUAUUUUGGACUAUGGACAAACUUUCUUUACUUGCGGGCAAGACGGUCCGAGGAAACCAAGCAAGGCCAUUGACCUGUCGUUACACUGCAAAGUCACGUACUGCAGAGACCUAGCACUGCCAGGUCUCAGCAGGCUGGCAGAGAACUUGAUCCUUUCCGUUCCUCUGCAAAGAUUGAAGGGAGCCAGAAAAUUGUUGGCUUUUUACCAUAUUCACAUUCUCUAUCUGGUUGGGGGUCGAUAAACAACGGACUUGUGUUGGUUUAAUCAGCGAAAUGGAAGGACAUUC
Messenger RNA from Marchantia polymorpha subsp. ruderalis, 2197 nucleotides. NCBI's taxonomy places the organism in Eukaryota, Viridiplantae, Streptophyta, Marchantiopsida, Marchantiales, Marchantiaceae. The record is from the annotation of a GenBank genome assembly.